CCGAGAAUUUAUGGACGUUCGAACACAUAUGAUAUGUAUGAUAUGGAAGAUAAACCCACGGUAGAAGCUGCAUGUCCGUCCAAGUCGCUGCCUAAGUCACAGCUCCGACGAGGCUGUACAGCGAGGCUGUCCAGGUCUCGACACUGUACCAACAGCAGUUUACCAAUCCCUACCCUUCUUCCUCGUCAAGCUGUAACAAUGCCUUGUUGACAGUUCGUGAACGCCUGCCAAAUAGUCAUGUGGCUGGUGCGCAGGGAGUGUUGAGUGGCCUAUCUCGAAGCAUCGCAUGAAUUUGCCCACGCAAUUGCCCUGCCGCUCUACGGCGUAAGCUCCGCAGCAGUCACGUUGCGUCCCGAACACCCCACGCUCCGAUGAUUUAUCAAUACCGGAAGAGAUCCUCUGCAGUUGAGAGCACUGCGCACAAAUUUUUGCAUCGCAGAGACUGUUAUGAUGCCUGACCCUAUGUCUCAAGUAGCUUGCUCGACACAAUCUACUAGCACACCCGAACGAAGCAAAAACAAUGCCAAACAACUGCGACGCUCACCUCGAACACCUACAGUACAAAACACCCAAGCAGAGACUGUCUUAACAUCAGAUUCGGACGUCGCGGACGAUGAAGAUACAAAAAGCGACCGUCGGGAAAGUCGCGACGCUCUGAGAGUCCAGACGACAAAUCCACGAAGGAGUGCUGCAAGCCCCUCACCCAUUUCAUCGAACAAGACCAAGAAACCUACACCGCCUAUCAGCAGCAUGCGACUUGAAAGGAAUGCUGCCUCCGAUCCGGGGCCAAGUGCCAGCAGCGCUCAACAAGAUCCCCAGAAUAGUAAUGUCUCGCCUCAGUUCCGGGCUCGCCUUCCUUGCGGUCGCAGUCCUUACGUGUCACCCACAGGCAAAUGCCAUCAAAACCAUCUUAAGAUUUGCACCAAAUGCCAAAACUCUUCCUUGGACACAAGAGAAUCAAGGGACGAAUUAAAUGAACAAACACCGAGUAAAAGGCCGGUUUCAGCGCCGAGUGUCAUCAGUAUCGACGACGACGACGAAAGUGAGCCUGAAAGCGACCGAGACAGUGACGAACUCUCGACGCACAAUACCCGACGAUUCCCUCGACUAGUGCGACAAGAGCAAGCAAAGAAACGUGCCAGUCCAUUGGUCUGGGAAUUACACGCCAACCUCCAAAACACCGCACGUAAGCCUCUUUGCAAAACCGAACGAAAAGGGUACAUCUACUUCCUCCGCACCCCAUCCAAGCCAGGGCUCCUGAAAAUCGGCAUCUCAAUCGACACACCACGACGCCGGAAGCAGCACGAGAGAAGCUGCGCACUAGACACCGAGCCCGCUGCACACCCGAUUGCGGUAUCGCACGCGAAGCGAGCAGACCAGUUGCUCAAGCUCGACAUGAGACAUCUACAGAAGAAAUGGGUAUGCUCUUGCAACCAUGAACACGGAGAGUGGUUCCAAAUCGACGUGGAUGAGGCCUGCCGCGUAGCGAAAAGAUGGACAGACUGGAUCAACCAUAAAUCGCCAUACGACCUCCAGGGUGAUCUGAAGAGGUCGUGGGCGGACGCCAUAUUCUACAAAACUCCCAGUGCGGAUAUCGCGGAUCCAAGUCAUGGGAAGCGAUGGGAUCAUUGGGCUGCACUUCUAUCGCAGUUGAUGCCAGCGGCGGACGAUCAUACUGCCCAGACGGAGAGUGUACGGAGAUAUGCUGCAGGACAUAUUCCUUCUACGCAUACUUUGGCGCAUAGAACCCGCGAUUCGAACCAUUCGCAGAAUGCAAUUACUACGUCUGAUCAGAUCGCUGGCAGAGCAGCUUCCGCCAUCGGUGGUCAGCUAUCCCACAGUGGUGUUCACAUUUCUGGUAACACCAACAUCAACUUAUUCCUGCGCAGAGAGUCUUUGUUGACCGAACUUUGA
This is a messenger RNA of Periconia digitata, 1914 nucleotides long. Lineage: Eukaryota; Fungi; Ascomycota; Dothideomycetes; Pleosporales; Periconiaceae. The record is from the annotation of a GenBank genome assembly.